AUGGUUCUUGAAAUUGAUGUAAAAAUCCUAAAAAGUAAGGAAACUUUGUUGGAAAUGCUUCCUAAAUUAUAUGAAAUUCUCCAAACAGGAAGGACCUUAACAAUUUCUUGGCCUAAAAAUCAAAAAGACAUCUAUUAAGAACAUUUCAAAGAAAAUCAAAAGAUCAAGAAUUCAACUCAAUAUCAGAUUCUUCUUAAUUUAGUAGAUGCAACAUUACCCUAUCCAGAUCUAUAAAGCAAGAUAAUUGUAACUCUUGCCUUAUAUCAUGUGGAGCAAAAGCAAUGUCUUGAAGUUUUGAAGUAUGUCAAGAGACUAUCUCAAAUGAAAAUACCUUAAUCUCUUAGAUAACAAUACCUUUUUGCAUUGAAAUAUUUAAAAACAAAUGUUAAUGAGAUCCAAGAAAUUGAUUAAGUAUAAAUAAUUAUUGAUAUAUUGCUCUACGAAAAUUAAAUAUCCAAAGAGGAACUCAAGCAAUUCUAUGAACAAAAGAAAAUAGAUAUUGAAAAAAAUGAAUAAGUUAAUAUAUGGUUUGUUGAGCAAAUUUGGAAUUACGAAAAGAAUAAUUUUAAACUAUUAGAUAUAUUAUUUCAAUACUAUACUAAUUAAAAUAAUCAUCAAAAGGCAGAAUAGAUAUUCAUAUCCUAUGCAAAUAAAUAGUACCCAUAACAAAUUGGAUUGGAUUAAAUAUAAGGCAAAUUUGAGUUAUGUAAAAAGGAGUAUGAAUAAAAUAUAAUUGAAAUUGAUACUUUGUCUACUAUUUUUGAAGAUAAAAAUCCGACUGAUGAAUCCUUACUUUUACAAUAGCAAUCCUUAUAAUCUAUUACGAGAUUCAUUGAACUGAAAUAAAAAGUGGGCUGUCCAAUAAUUGACAUGGUCUAUUUAUAUUAAAAAUAAGCACAGAUUCAGAAAUCAAAAUCAGAUGUGGAUUCAGCCAUAAAGACACUUAUGCAUUGUUUGGAAUUAAUUAAAGCUGAAAAGCUAGUUAAUUAUAAUGCCAGAAUAAUUUUAUUAGAAUCUCUGUGUUAUGAUCAACUGGGAGAUUAUUAGAGAAUCAAGAAUUUGUUAUAGGAGGCUCUCUAAUCCUUUUAGGACUCGAAUAUUUUAAAAGAAGAAAUUAAGGAUAAAUGUGAUCCGAAAAAAUUAAUUUAUACUAAAAUGUACUUAGCCAGCACAUAUUAUAAAUUAAAAAACUUAGAAAAAUCUCUGGAAGUCUUUUAUUAGGUUUUAAAGAUAUAAUUGCAUGAAGACUAUGAAAGUCAUUUGAUUGGUUCUACCUAAAACAACAUUGCUUCGAUUUUAUUAAAUUAAGGAAAGUUUUUAGAGGCGAAAGAAAUGUGUGAAUAGGCCAUUGAUAACAUAGGUAAAAAGUUCACAGACUCAGAUCCUGUAAUGAAGAAAGUUAAGCAACUUAAGGAGAAGAUAGAUGUAUCAGUAUCUUCACAAAAAACUUAAUGA
This is a messenger RNA of Paramecium tetraurelia, 1455 nucleotides long. RefSeq lists its product as uncharacterized. NCBI's taxonomy places the organism in Eukaryota, Ciliophora, Oligohymenophorea, Peniculida, Parameciidae. Gene Ontology annotation, molecular function: protein binding. The transcript has 4 exons. The record is from RefSeq and is a predicted model, not a curated record.